Misgurnus anguillicaudatus (oriental weatherfish) is the source of this 1212-nucleotide messenger RNA. It is a transcript of the gene gosr2, whose product is annotated as golgi SNAP receptor complex member 2. Gene Ontology annotation, biological process: vesicle fusion; intra-Golgi vesicle-mediated transport. NCBI's taxonomy places the organism in Eukaryota, Metazoa, Chordata, Actinopteri, Cypriniformes, Cobitidae. Gene Ontology annotation, molecular function: SNAP receptor activity; SNARE binding. The record is from RefSeq and is a predicted model, not a curated record. Gene Ontology annotation, cellular component: Golgi apparatus; SNARE complex; endoplasmic reticulum membrane.
CUCCUGAUGACGUGUUAGCUUUCUUUGACAGCGAUUUGUGGAAGUAAACGAUAACGAAAGAAAAAUAGAAAUAUAACAUCUCAAUAACUGUUGAUCAGGAGAUUUUUUGUAAUUUUGGUGGCGUCUUUUUCCGUCGCUGAAGAUGGAGACGCUUUACCACCAGACCAAUAAACAAAUCCAGGAGGUUCAGUCUCAGAUGGGACGACUAGAGACAACAGACAAAGAGUCAGUCCACUUAUUUGAGAAUGAACUCCAAGCCAGAAUCGAUCAGAUCUUUAACCAGUUGGAGCGACUGGAGAUUCUUGCCAGCAAAGAGCCACCAAAUCGCCGUCAAAACGCCAAACUCCGUGUUGAUCAGUUGAAGUAUGACGUACAACAUCUUCAGACAGCCCUGAGGAACUUCCAGCACAGACGUUAUGCUCGUGAGGCGCAGGACAGGGAGAGAGAGGAACUCCUGAGUCGAAGUUUCACAACAAAUGAUGCAGACACUUCUAUACCUAUUGAUGAGACUCUGCAGUUUAAUUCAAGUCUAUACAAUGCUCACAGAGGAAUGGAUGACCUGCUGGGCUCAGGGUCCAGCAUCCUGAAUGGCCUGAGAGACCAAAGGGAAACACUUAAGGGUACCCAUAAGAAGAUGUUGGAUGUUGCGAAUAUGCUGGGCUUGUCUAACACCGUCAUGCGCUUGAUAGAGAAACGAGCGACGCAGGACAAAUUCAUCAUGAUGGCUGGAAUGCUGGCUACUUGUUUUGUCAUGUUUCUGGCAGUUAAAUACCUUAGCUGAACUGUCCCCCUUUCGACGGAGUUUGAACCCAUCAGUGCGUCAUUCCAACCUGCAGGACUUUUCUGUGAAAAUCCAUAACUCAUAAUCUAAAAUACCUUACUUGAAAAUUGUCAAACAUUAAGCACCUGCUAUUUUGUGGAAAGGCUGCUAAAUAAGUGAGGCCAAUCUCAUCUUUUAUCCCUCUAUUCUUGCAUCUUAUGUACAGUAUUUUAAAAGUCAUUGGAUCACUUUAACUCAUUUCAUUUAAGCUGUCGAAAAACAGCAUAUUGCUCUAAGUGCGUCGUUUUUUUGAAGUAUAUUGACUGAACUAAAGAGCAGACAUCCAGAAACCCAAUUCAUGACUUAUUUCUUAAUCUUUGCUUAUCUUUGUUUACUGUUACUGUGGUAAUAUAAAACAAUUAGGCAAUAAAAUGUCAAAUAAUCAGUAUAAA